AUGGCUCUGCUUCAGCAUCCCCCGCUGCCGCUGCUGCUGCCGCUGCUGCUGCUGCUCGUCGCUGAACGUGUCGAAACUCGCUCCUCGCCCAUAUCGGACUUGAAAUCCAAAAUUUCAGGGGUGGAGGAGCUCUUGGAGGAAUUCCGCAAGCAGCUCCAGCAGGACCAGGCGUACCGGGUCGGCGACGUGAUCGACUCCUGCGUGGGCGACUUCAACGCGGUCGGGGAGCGCAUCAUCCGGGCCAAGGCCUCCAUCGAGCAGGGGGCCACGUUCCUGCUGGCCCCGGACCGGGUGUUCACCUGGAAGGACUGCCUGCACGCCUGCUGCUCGCAGCCGCACUGCACCGUGGCGGUGGUGCAGGAGGACCUGCGGCAGCCCGGGGACAGCCUCAGCUGCUACCUGUUCACCUGCACCUACAGGAACAAGAACGUGUGCUCGUUCGCCCCUCAGCAGGGCUUCACCACCUACAGCCGGGCCGCCAACAGCACGCAGGGACACGUCGCUGCUCCACCGGGCGGUGCGGCCAGGAGGCCCGGGGAAGGGCCGCCGGAGCAGGACGAGACCCAAGAUGUGGAUGAGCCUCCUCGCAGCGACGCCGGGCAGGACGUGGUGAUCCAGCUGCCCACAGACUGGGCCGUGCUGGACGGCCGGGACAGCGUGGACGACCAUGAAGUCAGCCGCUACGAAUGGACUCUUGUUAAAGGGGACACUGCCAUUAAUAUGAAGGCGACCCAUCCAGGGCUGCUGAAGAUCAGUGGGCUCCAGGAAGGCGUCUACACGUUCCAGAUGACUGUCACCGACACCGCAGGACAGAAGAGCUCAGACAAUGUCUCCGUCACCGUACUGGCUCCCAAACACCAAGCAGAAGUGUGCACCGGUCACUGCUCCAACUACCAGUUCAAGUGUGAUGACGGCUGCUGUAUUGACAUCACCUACGCCUGCGAUGGGAAGCAACACUGUCCAGACCGCUCUGAUGAAGACUUCUGCCCAAACUUUGACGGCAGCCGAAAAUCAGUGACCCACCCUGUGGACCCAUCCAGCCCUCAACAGCCUGCAGCCCAGGCAGAAGAGGCCAGGGACGGCUCCGUGCUCCCAGCUGGACCCAGGAAGACCAUCGUACCCUCACAGGACCGGAGCAACGCUGCUCCUCCACAAAGUCCCAGUGAGCAGGGGGCUUCAGUCAAUCAUGAUCCAUGUGCUGCAGCACCAGUGGUCGGACCCUGUAAAGGCAACUUCCCGCGGUGGUACUAUGACCAAAAUGCAGGAGAAUGUAAACACUUCCUGUACGGUGGUUGCCAAGGAAACCAUAACAACUUCCUUCAAGAAUCUGAUUGUGUCAGUGAAUGUAUACAAAAAAGUCCAGCUUUCAGGCCAGCGAGUGUAGCCCCUCCAGUCACAAAACAGACUGACAUAGUUGCUCCCAAAAUCUCCCAGAGCCAAGCAGAGAGCGACACCUCCAUCUCUAAACCAUUUCCAGUAAUGGGAGGACAUCCAGUCCCAGAGUCAGGUGCCAUCCUUCCUCUGGCACUCGGCCUGAUCAUCACCGCUCUGCUGCUGCUCAUGAUCGGCUGUCGUCUCAGACUUGUUCGUCACAAGCUGAAGAAAGCGAGACCUCUCACCACAGAGGAGUCAGAUUACCUCAUAAACGGCAUGUACCUGUAGCUGAUUAGCCAGGCAGAGAUGUGAGAAACAAAUGAGAGUGUCGCCCUCUGAGACCUGACCCAGGAUGUUCUGAAUUUGCACUCUAUAUUUCUUGCAGCCCAGUAACUCUAAUUUAUCCUCAUUUCUGGUUGGAAACAUCCAACGCUCUGCUGUCAUGAACGUUUCUGAACACCCCCACACUGAUCCCCUCUGACUGGUACAGUAAAUCUGCUGCUGAUAGACGCUGCCUCGCAGUCAGUGACACAUAUUCAGAUGCUUGUGAGUCCAUAUUUAUGUUGUCUUAAAUCUGACUAAGAAUCAGUGAUGAAAUAUCAACAUUCCUUGUUUGAAACUGAUACAUGCAUUAAGAGAGACUGUUUCAUCCCUGUUAUUGUACUUCAUUCAUUCCUGAAACACUGGUUACUUUCAUAUAACUUUUAUUUUUACUUGUGAUGUGUUGUCCUUUCCAGUGCUGCACAAAAUAUGCUGUGUUUCUGCCACUAUGUGGCACUAAUGUGCCAUAUUUUUGCUGUACAUCUCACCUGAGUUUACCUGCCUGAAGGGCAGAAACAUGAGUGUUUGAGUGCCUGUUAUAGUACCAUAGAAAUCAUCGAAAUUAUUAUUCUUAAAGUUUGCCUGAAUCAUAAAAAGCCAUAGCAAAUUCUAUUGGUCAAUUUCUAUUCUUGUCUAUAUUUUGUUGCAUAUUUUUGUUCACUAACGAAACAUAUCUGGAUGAUGUAUCGUAUAUAUUUGCGCAGAUGUAUUCCUUCAAAGUGCUGUCUUUCAUGUGGCAUAUUAAAGUUUAUUAUAUAUUUAAAAAAA
Messenger RNA from Stegastes partitus (bicolor damselfish), 2463 nucleotides. It is a transcript of the gene lrp11, whose product is annotated as low density lipoprotein receptor-related protein 11. The record is from RefSeq and is a predicted model, not a curated record. Gene Ontology annotation, molecular function: protein binding; serine-type endopeptidase inhibitor activity. The transcript has 9 exons. Lineage: Eukaryota; Metazoa; Chordata; Actinopteri; Pomacentridae. The coding region runs from base 1 to 1662 and encodes 553 amino acids.